AUGGCAUCAUAUACCGUAUCAUCCACUAAAUCAUAUAUGCAAGCAAUGCAACCAAUGAUAGAAGCAUUGAAUCAAUUCAAAACAAAUCAGUCAAACGUUCCAAAUAUAGAUUCAGAAAAUGCAAAAUUUACACCAAUUGAUAAAAUAUUAAAUAAAUUCAAAGAUGUAAAUAUAGAGAUAUUAGAUUCAAUAGAUAGAUCUAAUGUUGCAAAUACCAUACAAGAAAUUGAAACAGAAUGUAAUUUAAUUAGUCCCACAACUUUUCCCAUGGUUAAAUCAUUAAUUUUUGAUAAUUCAAGUGAUGAACAAUUACAAAGUUCUUUAUUUGAUAUAUUAGGAUUUGACAAAUUUGAAUUAAUUUCCAAAAUAAUCCAGAAUAAACAUUCGUUUCAACAAAAUACUGGUUUAUUAACUGCUGAAGAUAGAGUACAACAAAUUUUUGAUAAUCGACUACGAACUAAAAAUCAAGAAUUGGCUCCAAAAUCAUUAAAUCAAAAGUAUCCUCAUGUUUACAAAGUUGAUAUACCGAAUAUACCAGGUCAAAAAUUGGCAUUAUCAAAGGGAACUACAAGAACUUCAUAUCCAGUAUAUGAAGAAUUAAUUAUACCGUACCCUGAAGAAUCGAAUAAUAAAUGGAUAAAUAAAAAUCAACUUGUCAAGAUUAAAGAUUUGGAUUUUAUAUGUCAAGGUACUUUUAAAAAUUAUACAAGUUUGAAUAAAAUGCAAAGUUUGAUUUAUCCAGUUGCGUAUAAUACAAAUGAGAAUAUGUUAGUUUGUGCUCCAACUGGAGCUGGUAAAACUGAUGUUGCAUUAUUAACUAUAUUACAUACUGUUAAUCAAUUUAUGACUGAAACUUUAGGAGAUGAAGUAACUAUAGAUAUAGAUUAUGAUGAGUUUAAAAUUGUUUAUGUUGCUCCUUUGAAAGCAUUAGCAAGUGAAAUUGUUGAAAAAUAUUCGAAGAAAUUAAAAUGGUUAGGUAUAUCGGUUAGAGAAUUAACUGGUGAUAUGCAAUUAACAAGACAAGAAAUUAUGAAUACUCAAAUUAUAGUGACAACACCUGAAAAAUGGGAUGUUGUUACUAGAAAAUCAAAUGGUGAUAGUGAAUUAGUUGCAAAGGUCAAACUUUUAAUCAUAGAUGAAGUACAUUUAUUACAUGAAGAUAGAGGUUCAGUUAUUGAAACUUUAGUAGCACGUACGCUUCGACAAGUUGAAAGCACACAACUGAUGAUUAGAGUUAUUGGUUUGUCUGCUACAUUACCUAACUUUAUGGAUGUUGCUGAUUUCCUAGGAGUAAAUAGAAAUGUUGGUAUGUUUUAUUUUGAUCAAUCAUUUAGACCAGUUCCAUUACAACAACAAGUUUUAGGUGUUAGAGGCAAGGCAGGUUCAAAAUUGGCUAGAGAAAAUUUAGAUAAAAUAGCUUAUGAAAAAUUGAUUGAAUAUAUUAAUCAAGGUUUACAAGUUAUGAUUUUUGUUCAUUCAAGAAAAGAAACUGUAAAUACUGCUAGAAAUUUUAUACAAUUAGCUCAAGAUCAUAAUGAAUUAGGAUUAUUUGAUUGUUCUGAAAAUGAAUCAUUUCAAAAAUAUAGUAAAGAAGCAAUGAGAACUAAUAGAUCAAGAGAAUUAAAAGAAUUAUUUCCAAAAGGUUUUGGUACUCAUCAUGCUGGUAUGUUAAGAUCAGAUCGAAAUUUAACUGAAAAAAUGUUUGAAAGUGGUGCUAUAAAAGUACUUUAUUGUACUGCUACAUUAGCUUGGGGUGUUAAUUUACCAGCUGCAGUUGUAAUUAUAAAAGGUACCCAAGUUUAUAAUUCAAAAGCUGGUGGCUUUUGUGAUUUAGGUAUAUCUGAUGUUAUUCAAAUUUUUGGACGAGCUGGUAGACCACAAUAUGAAAAAUUCGGUACUGGUAUACUAUGUACAACUAGUGACAAGAUGGAUCAUUAUACAAGUUUGUUAACUCAACAACAUCCAAUUGAAUCAAAAUUUAGAGAUAAAUUGAUUGAUAAUUUAAAUGCUGAAAUUUCUUUAGGUUCAGUUACAAAUGUUGAUGAAGGUGUACAAUGGUUGGGAUAUACUUAUAUGAUUACCAGGAUGAAGAAAAAUCCAUUUGCUUAUGCUAUGUCCUGGCAAGAAAUUCAGGAAGAUCCAAUGUUGUUUGAAAAAAGAAGGGGAAUGAUAGUUACUUGUGCCAAAAGGUUACAUAAACUACAAAUGAUUAUAUUUGAUGAAGACACUGGUUCAUUUACACCAAAAGAUUUAGGUAGAAUUGCAUCAGAUUUUUAUUUAUUAAGUAAUUCAGUUGAAAUUUUCAAUCAAAUGAUUAAUCCAUUAGCUACUGAAGCUGAUAUUUUAUCAAUGAUAAGUAUGAGUAGUGAAUUUGAUGGGAUUAAAUUUAGAGAAGAAGAAAGUAAGGAAUUAAAACAACUAUUAGAAGAUGAUGCACCAUGUCAAGUUGGUGGUGAUAUAGAUUCAUCCCAAGGCAAAACAAAUAUUUUACUUCAAGCAUUUAUCUCCCAAGCUAAUAUCAAAGAAUCUGCUUUAAUUUCAGAUUCAAAUUAUGUUGCUCAAAAUUCAGCUAGAAUUUGUCGUGCUUUAUUUUUAAUUGCAAUGAAUAGAAAAUGGGGUAAAUUAAUGAAUAUAAUGUUAUCCAUCUGUAAGUCUAUUGACAAAAGAAUUUGGUCAUUUGAACAUCCAUUAUGUCAAUUUGAUUUAUCUGAACCAGUAUUACGAGAUAUAAGAUCAAAGAAUCCUUCAAUUGAAAUGUUGAGAGAUAUGGAAUCUGGAGAGUUGGGUGAUUUAGUUCAUAAUAAACUGAUGGGUCCUAUACUUUAUAAAUUAAUUGGUAAAUUCCCUUAUAUUGAAGUUUAUCUGGAAAUUUUUCCAAUUACAACAAAUGUAAUGAGAAUUCAUCUAAAUUUACAACCUGAUUUUGUAUGGGAUGAAAGAUAUCAUGGUAAUGCUCAAAUAUUUUGGCUUACAGUUGAAGAAUCCGAUAAAUCUGAAAUAUUACAUGUUGAAAAAGUUAUUAUAAAUAAAAAACAAUUGAAUCAUGAUUUAGACUUUAUGAUUCCAUUAUCUGAUCCAUUGCCUCCACAAGUUGUUGUUAAAAUUGUUUCUGAUUUAUGGAUUGGUUCAGAAACCGUUCACACAAUUUCAUUUCAACAUUUAAUUAGACCUUCAAAUGAAACAAUGAAAACAGAAUUAUUAAGGUUACAACCAUUACCAACCACAGCUUUACAUAAUCCCGAAAUUGAAUCAAUUUAUAAAUUUAAAUAUUUUAAUCCUAUGCAAACAAUGAUUUUCCAUUCAUUAUAUAAUUCAAAUUCAAAUGUAUUUGUUGGUUCACCAACGGGAUCUGGGAAAACAGUUGUAGCUGAAUUAGCUAUAUGGCAUGCAUUUAAUGAAUUCCCAUCUUCAAAAAUAGUUUAUAUUGCACCAAUGAAAGCAUUAGUCAGAGAAAGAGUUGAUGAUUGGAGGAAAAGAAUUUGUUCAAAUACAAAUCAUAAAUUGGUCGAAUUAACUGGUGAUUCAUUACCUUCAAUUACCGAAGUUAAACAAGCUGAUAUACUCAUUACAACACCUGAAAAAUUUGAUGGAAUUUCACGUAAUUGGCAAACAAGAAAAUUUGUUCAACAAGUUUCAUUAGUUAUCAUGGAUGAAAUUCAUUUAUUAGCAAGUGAUCGUGGUCCAAUUCUAGAAAUGAUUGUAUCUCGUAUGAAUUAUAUAUCUAAUCAAACUAAAAAGCCAAUUAGAUUAUUAGGUAUGUCUACAGCAGUUUCAAAUGCUUUUGAUAUGGCAAGUUGGUUAGGUGUUAAAGAUGGUUUGUUCAAUUUUCCACAAUCAGUUAGACCUGUUCCAUUACAAAUGUAUAUUGAUGGAUUCCCAGAUAAUCUUGCAUUUUGUCCAUUAAUGAAAACAAUGAAUAAACCAGCAUUUAUGGCUAUAAAACAACAUUCACCAGAUAAACCAGUAUUAGUUUUUGUUGCAUCUAGAAGACAAACAAGAUUGACUGCAUUAGAUCUAAUACAUUUAUGUGGUAUAGAAUCAAAUCCUCGAAGAUUUUUAAAAAUUGAUGAUUUUGAAUUAGAAGGAAUUUUAGAAAAUGUUAAAGAUGAUACAUUGAAGUUAUCGUUACAAUUUGGUAUGGGUUUACAUCAUGCUGGUUUAGUUGAAAGUGAUCGUCAAAUAUCACAUAAAUUAUUUGAAAGUGGUAAAAUUCAAAUUUUAAUUGCAACUUCAACUUUAGCUUGGGGUGUUAAUUUACCAGCUCAUUUAGUUAUAAUCAAGGGUACCCAAUUUUUUGAUGCUAAAAUUGAAGCUUAUAGAGAUAUGGAUUUAACUGAUAUUUUACAAAUGAUGGGUAGAGCUGGUCGUCCAGCUUAUGAUAUUAAUGGUAUUGCAAUUGUAUAUACCAAAGAAUCUAAAAAGGUAUUUUAUAAACAUUUUUUGAAUUUAGGAUUUCCAGUUGAGUCAUCAUUACAUAAAGUUUUAGAUAAUCAUAUUGGUGCUGAAAUAUCUGCUGGUACAAUUACAACAAGACAAGAAGCAAUGGAAUUUUUAACAUGGACUUUUUUAUAUAGAAGGACUCAUAAUAAUCCAACAUAUUAUGGUAUUGAAGAUUUAUCACAGUAUGGUAUUUCUCAAUAUUUAGCUAAAUUAAUAGAUUCUACAAUUGAAAACUUAAUACAAUCCCAAUGUAUUUAUUUAAGUGGAUCAGAUAAAUUAGAGGCAACACCAUUUUUACAUAUAUCAUCAUAUUAUUAUCUUUCACAUUUAACAAUGAGAAAUUUUGUGAAGACUAUAAAACAAGAUUCAGAUUUUAGAGAUUGCUUAAAAUUAUUAUGUCAAGCAACUGAAUAUAAUGAAUUAGCAACUAGACAUGGAGAAGAAUUGAUCAAUUUAGAAAUGUCACAAGCAAUGAGGUAUCAAGCUGAAGAUAUGAAUUGUGAAUUUAUAUGGGAUCCUCAUGUUAAAGCAUAUUUAUUAAUACAAGCAUUUAUGAGUAGAGUUGAAUUACCAAUUGCUGAUUAUGCACAAGAUACAAUUUCAGUUUUAGAUCAAUCAUUACGUAUUUUACAAGCUUAUAUUGAUGCAUCAGCAGAAUUAGGUUAUUAUAAAGUUGUAACUACAUUUAUUUUAUUGAUGCAAUGUAUAAAACAAAGAUAUUGGUAUGAUGAUGAUCCUGUAAGUGCAUUACUUGGAAUUUUAAAACCAGGAAAAUCAAUCUCAUUAAAUCAGUUAGGUCAAAUGGGAGUUGAAAAGUUGAAUAAAUUUGCAGAUAAUCAUGGAGGUGACAAGGAAUUUGUAAGAAUAGCAUCUCAUUUACCAACUGGGAAAUUUAAUAUCAAUCAAGAAGAACGAGAUGUUUUGUAUGUAUCGGUAGUUCAUGAUAACUACCCAUUAAAUAAUGAAUUUAAAGUUUAUACACCAUAUUUUCCAAAAUCACAAAGAGAGUCUUGGUUUAUAAUAGUUCAUGACGGAACUGAAUUAUUGUUACUUAAAAGAGCUAGUCCAAUAUUACAAGGUAAAAAGGGAUUGGUCAAAUGUGAAUUAGAUAUACCUGAUGAUUUAUUUGGUAAAGAAGUUUACAUUAAUUGUAUCAAUGAUGGUUUAGAUAUUCAAUAUCUGAAGAAAAUAAAAUUACUUUAA
Molecule: messenger RNA, 5643 nt
Organism: Insectozyma verbasci
Lineage: Eukaryota; Fungi; Ascomycota; Pichiomycetes; Serinales; Debaryomycetaceae
Source: the annotation of a GenBank genome assembly